This is a messenger RNA of Aphanomyces invadans, 1533 nucleotides long. RefSeq lists its product as hypothetical. The coding region runs from base 1 to 1500 and encodes 499 amino acids. Gene Ontology annotation, molecular function: exonuclease activity; nucleic acid binding. The record is from RefSeq and is a predicted model, not a curated record. The transcript is spliced from 5 exons. Gene Ontology annotation, cellular component: nucleus. NCBI's taxonomy places the organism in Eukaryota, Oomycota, Saprolegniomycetes, Saprolegniales, Verrucalvaceae.
AUGGGAACGAAGCGCCGAGCCACUUCCGACGAUGGCGGGAGGUGGUCUGCCCAGCUCCUGGCUUCGUUUGAUGCGCUGACGACGAAUGGGCACACGCCGCUUCUCUCAGAGGUUCGAGACGUGCUGAUGGACAAACUGCUGGGAGACGAUUGCACGGCUGGGCCAAACCAUGUGGUCGUCCUAGUUCUGCAAGACGCUCCGGUGGAUGCUUUGGCCGUUGCCGUCGACGGACUGCCGUCGGAUACGAAAACCGACCUACUGCCUGCUGUACGACUGGCGGAAGGCGAUGCUAUUCCCAAGUGCGAGGCCACGUUGCUGUAUGCUCCUGUGUCGAAGGCUGAAAAAGACGCCGCGAAAAAACAAUUGAAGAAGGCCGUGAAAAACAAGAUCAAAAAGUUCAAAAAGGCACAUCACGAUGUCAAGGGCCCGGAGUUUUACCUUGCUGAGGAUGCCGACCUGGUCAAGAUCGUGCCGAUACCGUCGAACGAACUUGCAACGACGUUUGUCGAGACAAGGCCUUUGGCGGAAGGCCAGCAACUCGUCCACGCGCUCUUAGCCAUCGACUGCGAAAUGUGCAAAACUACCAAAGGCGUCGAGCUCGCGCGGGUGUCCAUCGUGGACGAUCAGCAUAAGGUCGUACUGGAUGAGUUCGUGCUACCGUCCAAUCCAGUCGUGGACUACUGUACACAAUUCUCUGGCAUCACGCGCGAGAUCUUGGAGGGAUGCACCAACACCCUGGCCUCGAUCCAAGCACGACUGGUGGACCUGAUAUCGGCCGAGACGAUUCUUGUUGGCCAUUCGUUGGAAAACGACCUUCAGGCGCUUCGAUUGAUCCACCGCCGCGUCAUCGAUACCGUGCUGCUUUAUCCGCAUCCCAAGGGGCCACCUUUUCGCUCGGCGUUGCGAUACCUAGCGAGCACCUACCUGAAAAUCCAAAUCCAAACCGGGGACGAUGGCCAUUGCAGCGUCGAAGAUGCCGCAUGCGCCAUGAAGCUACUCCAGCUCAAGAUUCAAUACGGGCCGCUGUUUCCGUCCAUUAUAGCCCAAGACAGCCAUCCCCGCAAACUCAUCACAGAAUUGUGUCAUCGAAAGAAGUCUGCGCUCAUUGUGGACACCGCCGCCGCAUGUCGGUCCCUCGCCGGCAGCGCGGCCGCUGCCAUCCCCUGCACCUCGCCAGACCUAGUGUUCCACCACAUCCGCCACCAAUUGACCACUGGAUUCCCGCCGACCUUUACGUGGGGCCAAGCAUCGUGUCCUGACCAAGUCGCCGAACUCGUUCGAGACGUUGCGACGGACCUCCCGUCGAAGUCGUUGCUGCUCGUUGUGUGUUGUCCCAGUGUCCAAGACCUCAAAGCGAUGCACAAGCUUCGAACAACUCGCGGUGACCCUCGAUGUACGCUGCAGUGGGACAAAACCCAGCAAGACAAGUUGAACGAGGUGGCGGCGACAGCCCAGCGCGGUCGCGUCGUCCUCGUCGCGAAAGACGAAGCCGAUGAAUAAAUACAAUGGAAUGACCCAACAUGUUUCGGCUCC